UUCUUUGGCUUCACAUGUGUCUUUCAAUUUCCCCUUCUCUGUGCCCAGGGGUAGUUGUUUGUGAGAGUUUCUUUCAGGUGAAUGGAUUUGGGGCCUCACGCCUGGAGGGUGGGUCACCAUAGGUAGCAGGAGUAGGUCUGUGUUGGGUCUUGCAAACAGCAGGACAAAGAGAAGAUGAAUGGGUGGGUGGGACCCUGAAGUGCACCCGAUAUUACAGAACAGCACAGAACCUACGUGCAGGAGGGAGCUGGGCUGACAGGUCCUGCCUGGAUCAUCGCUGAGUGCUGAGCAAGGGAGUAGCUAUUACUCAUAGGCCAGGGACGUUGUUUAGCUUGUCAGCAGGGUCACAACGUCAGAGAUGUCACUUGGAAAAAGAAUCAGCGGACACGGGAUAGGAGUUAUUAUUGGGGCCUGCUGGGCUGGUGACAGGGGUCUGACAAGAAACAGCUUCUGUGAAGCGGGGCCCGGUGGCCUCCCUCCUCACCCCCGAUCUCUCUAAGGCCUGGUGAGUCUCUGUCCUGAGCACGUCUCUGUUGGCCCAGUGUGUCUCUGCAGAGGUGGAGACACAGUUCACCUGCACCCGAUUGUGGAGGGGGCAUCCAGACUGCCUUGGAAGGACAGGAGGGUUUCAUCCAUCCUCUUAAAGUGUCCUUUGCUGGUGCGUGGGUGAGUGCGCCCCCAGCCUCCUGGGACCUCAAAAGGGACAGGAUACAACAGCUGGGUCAGCUCAACUGGAGCACCGCCUGGCUGCCUCCUUCGAGCGGUGGGUGUUAUCACUCCGCCCGUCCUGUAGGGGGCGCCCUGGGGACGUCCUGGCUGCCAGGCAUGCGCGGUGCGUGGCGGGGUUGGACGCUGGCUGUCCGAACCCGGAAGUGGAGAGACCCACGUGGGAUCCCUCGUAGGGUGAUGGGUGGUCCCCGUGCAGAGUAGAGGGUGAUGGGUCCUGUCUGUGGGCGCAGACGCCAAGUACCUGUCACUCCCGUGUUGGGAACCUGAGCGUGGCGGCGGUGACCGGUCCCGGGGACGCAGCAGGAAGCAUCGAGUUUCUAGCGUGGCCUGCGACAUGGGGCUGCUCUCACAGGGUCCGACCUGGGGUUGCUUGGGUCGCCUGGUCACCCGUCAUUUCUCCCAAGCGGCGCGGCGCGGGGAGCGGCCUGGCGGGGAGGAGCUGAGCCGCCUGCGCCUGGAUGACCUGGCGCCAGCUCCGCGGCUGGAACUUCUGUUUGGCCUGUCCCCGUGUCUCCUGGCUCUGCGGGCUACCCGCCGCCGAGUGGCCCGGCUCCUGCUCCAAGCAGGCAGAGCCGGACUGCAGGGAGAGCGCGCCGAGCUGCUUCGAGUGGCCGAGGCGCGCGGUAUCCCAGUUCUGCGGCCCAGGCGGCAGAAGCUGGACGCCCUGUGCCGCCACCAGGUCCACCAGGGUGUCUGCAUGGAGGUGAGCCCGAUGUACCCCAAGCCCUGGACUGAGGCCAGCGAGGCGACCCCUGAAGACUGCCCCCAGCGGCUGUGGCUCGUCCUUCAGGAGCUCCAAGAUCCCCGAAAUCUUGGGGCUGUGCUGAGAUCCGCUCACUUCCUUGGAGUGGAUAAGGUCAUCACCAGUCAGAGAAACAGCUGCCCGCUCACUCCAGUGGUCAGCAAGGCCAGCGCGGGGGCUAUGGAGGUGAUGGACGUGUUCUCCACGGAUGACCUGGCCGGGUUUCUGCAGGCCAAAGCCCGACAGGGCUGGCUCGUAGCAGGCACGGUGGCCUGCCUAGGGCCUGAGAGCGCACAGCCCCCCAAGACCCCCACCAUCAGCUGCUUGGAGUUCCUCUGGGACCGGCCCACCCUGCUUGUACUGGGGAACGAGGGCUCCGGUCUGUCCCCGGAAGUGCAGGCCUCCUGCCAGCUUCUCCUCACCAUCCUGCCUGGGCGCCAGCUGCCUCCUGGACUUGGGUCUCUGAACGUCUCCGUGGCUGCAGGAAUUCUUCUUCACUCCAUUUGCAGCCAGAGGAAGGGUUUCCCAGCAGAGGGGGUGAGACAGCACCUUCUCCAAGACUCCCAAGAACCCCCAGCCCCGUCUGAAGGACUCAGAGAGCAUCAGCACCCAGGGCUGUCUUUGGGAUCAGAAGAGAGAUGAAGUGGGGGCUGACGUGGCCCGUCCGCGAUGUGCACAGGCUGGAGUCAGGGCGGUUGCACACACAUCCACGGCUCCAGGUGCCGGAGCCUGCCCGUGUGUGCGCCCUGGCCCCUGUUUGCUGACCACAGCCUUGGUGGAGACCAGAGGAGGUUCAGUUUCCUGUUUGGAUGGACUUGCAGUUAGAGAUGGUGGUUUAAUUUCCAGAAUGCACUAGAAGGAGGGCCCUGCUUUGGAAGUCAAGGGGAAGAGGGGGAGUCCAGACAUCAGAAGGGAAGCAGGCAGCCCAGUCCAGUCCUACCCCACUGGAACCAGUUGUUGCCUGUGGUGAGCAUGAGAGUGUUAGGGGAGGGAGGGUCAGGGCCCUCUUGUGCCACAUCCGGGCUCGUGCAGCUCCCCACUGGGGGGUUUUGAGCCCAUAUCUUUGUAUUUCUGUGCCCUGGGGCCUUUGUCUGUGCCCACCUCACAGGGUGGUUGUGAGGAUCAAAUAAAGCAUCCUCUGGUAUCCGGUAUCCGAUGCCUCCACUAGGUGGCAGCCUCGUUCUUUGGGAAGCUCUGACAGCCACCUGGGUAGACUUGGCUGUGGCCCUGCCAGAGACAGGAGGAAAUUAACAAACAUU
Molecule: messenger RNA, 2730 nt
Organism: Tupaia belangeri chinensis (Chinese tree shrew)
Lineage: Eukaryota; Metazoa; Chordata; Mammalia; Scandentia; Tupaiidae
Gene: MRM1
Product: mitochondrial rRNA methyltransferase 1
Exons: 5
Coding region: 1064-2113 (349 amino acids)
Biological process (GO): rRNA methylation
Cellular component (GO): mitochondrion
Molecular function (GO): RNA binding; rRNA (guanine) methyltransferase activity
Source: RefSeq, a predicted model, not a curated record